Messenger RNA from Funneliformis mosseae, 250 nucleotides. The record is from the annotation of a GenBank genome assembly. Lineage: Eukaryota; Fungi; Glomeromycota; Glomeromycetes; Glomerales; Glomeraceae.
GUACGUGUUAAAGAAACCUUAUAAUGCGUUAUGGAGAUGUAUCAAUAGCACUUUGUUGAAUACCGUACAACGUUACGGGAAAGCCUGCGGCUUGUCAAUAAGCGUAUGUUCAAUGUUUAGAAAAGGGUUCCUUUUAAUACCCUAUUUGGGGACUGUUGAUUCUGUAGGAGAAACCUUUCCCAAACAGUCAAAGAAACUUGACCUAGCAUCUUUUCAUGCGGACGUCUUGUGUUCCCAUUCAGGGGCCUAA